Messenger RNA from Leptinotarsa decemlineata (Colorado potato beetle), 1113 nucleotides. RefSeq names its product organic cation transporter protein. Lineage: Eukaryota; Metazoa; Arthropoda; Insecta; Coleoptera; Chrysomelidae. Gene Ontology annotation, biological process: transmembrane transport. Gene Ontology annotation, cellular component: membrane. The record is from RefSeq and is a predicted model, not a curated record. Gene Ontology annotation, molecular function: transmembrane transporter activity.
AAAUAUUGAUUUAUAAUUAAUUCAAGAUUAGAAAAAACAAAUCGUAAUUAUUUAAUGAAUCAAUAUGAAUACAACUCAUUUCUGUUACUGCAUAAACAAGUAGUUUGACCAGAAGGCAAAUACACCAAGUAACUGAGUUUGUGUCGACUGAAGAGGUGAACAGUUCGACAAGUUCGGUUGAAGAAUAUUUUAAUUAUUUCAAAAAUUUUAUCUUAGCAAUUAAUCUCAAACGUUUUGAACUAUUAUCUGACAAAACAAAAACUAAGGCAUUCCUUUCCAUGUUGGUGGACAAACUUUAUUGUACAAAACACGAAAUAUUUGUACAUUUCUGUAACGUAAUGUUUAUAUUACGAGAGUGAACUGUUUUUACGACCUUGAAUUGCUAGAAGAAGUUCGGAGACAAUGCGUCGCCCUAGCGUAAAUUUUGAUGAUGUUCUAGAAGAAUUGGGGGAACUAGGAACCUUUCAAAUCUUCACAUAUAUUCUAAUAUGUCUGCCAGUAUUGUUUGGUGCAUCAAGUAGUUUGAGUUAUGUUUUCACGGCUGGAGUUCCGAAGUAUAGAUGUUUUGUACCACAAUGUGAAGAUCCACAUGAUACAUCAUACAACGUGCCAUGGAUGAAAUGGGCCAUUCCCAACCAAAUUUCUGAAAAUCAGGUUAUUGGAGUGGAGACUGAUUCUUGUUCAAGAUAUGCUGCCAAAAACGAAUCAACUGCAACCAAUAACACUUGUACAGAAAAUGCAUUCACCAAUACAAUUGAAAGAUGUUCGGAGUGGAUUUUUGAUGAGAACGAGAGGACAAUCAUUAACGAAUGGAAUAUCACCUGUUUGGAGAAUCAGUGGAAAAUUUCUCUGGUUGGAUCAUCACAUUUUGCAGGCAUAGUGGUUGGUUCCUUAGUUUUUGGAGUUUUAGCUGAUAGGUUUGGAAGAAAACUGGUAUUCAUCUUCUGUAUAUUCCUCAUGAGUGUAUCUGGUGCACUUCAAGCUUUCUCACCCAAUUAUAUGACUUUUGUUAUCUUCAUGUUCAUCAAUUCUUUAGGAACUGCCGGGGUUUAUCCUUUAGCAUUCGUACUAGGUAAGUAUUCGAAUCUUUGGAAUUGAUAUAUGUGACUUCAU